UAAUAUCUGUACACAACUAGGUUGUGAUAAACUAUCUUAAACUGCAAUUAUGCCAGUCAUUCGUGUUAUCGUGCAUGCAUUUUCUUAAUGGUUGUAUUUGUAUUCUCAUCACGCUUAUGGUGUGUGUAAACUAAGUGCUUUCCAUGCAACUGGAUACUCUGGAGGAAUAUGCAAAUAGAUUAAUAUGGCUGACGAAAACAGUGUGAAGAAAUCGAACAUAGAUAGAGGAUGGGCGUGGGUUGUCAUGAUCACUUCGUAUUUGGGAAUAAUAAUUCUUUCCACAGCUUUGUACAUGAAUGGAGUGAUUUAUGUGGAGCUUUUGAACAAAUACGGCGAAGGUGAGGCCAAAACAUCUCUAGUAGGCGCCCUCUGUGGUGGACUUCUAUCUUGCCUAGCACCUCUCGUGGGCGCCUUGAAUAACAAGAUCAGCUGCCGGUUCUCAAUGAUCAUAGGUGGCGCAGUUACAACGAUUGGCUUCGCUAUCUGUGCAUUCGUGGAUAGUUUAAACAUGAUAAUCAUCUUCAAUGGAAUUUUUGUAGGUAUUGGGUUCGCCCACUCUCUGUCUGGUUUGAUUUGCGUCGUUGGAUUCUACUUCGAGAAAUAUCGUGAUAUCGUUCUUUCCGUUGUGUUCUUAACUGUUGGUAUAUCAAUGUUUAUUUCUGCUCCUUUCGGGUUAUAUCUGCUCGAUGUUCAUGGCCUUACAGCAACGUAUUUGAUACAAGCAAGCAUUCAGGCACACAUGUGCAUAUUUGGUGCCUUAAGUAGACCGUCUGUAAUUGAGAGACAGGUCCAGAAGCAAAAACAAAUGGAUCUCAAACAAAAUUUAAAACUGAGAUCAACUUCUUAUUUUGAUGUAACGCUUUUAAAGAACCGGUCAUAUUUGUGUUUCCUAUUUAGUAUAUCAACGUGGAACUUUUGUAUGUUGGCCGGAUUUGUUCACCUUCCAAAUUAUGUUUCAGUACUAGAUGGAAGUAAUUCAGACAUAAGCGUAAUCAUGCUAUUGUUUUCCCUUUCAAAUCUUGCCGGUCGUUUUCUUGGAUCGCUUACAGUUUCAAAAUUUCAUAGAAACAUUACUAAAGUGUAUGCCACAGAACUUGCAAUUUCUGGCAUAAUUACGGCUUUGUUCCCCUUAUAUUCAAAAAUAUGGGGCGGACUUUAUAUAUUCACGAUCCAGCUUGGAUUAUUUACUGGAUGGCCUAACACUAUGAUGAUGCCAAUGUCUCUUGAUUAUGUUGGAAUAUCGAAAAUGUCAGAGGCGUAUGGAUAUAAUUAUCUUUUUAGUGGAAUAGGAUUGUUCACCGGACCGGUUUGUAUAGGUUUUAUUUAUGGAGUUUCGGAUUCUUAUGAGAACAGCUUUAUUGUUGCAGGUGUAAUAAUAUUUCUUGGUGGCGUGUCUGCAGCUGGAUCAUUCUUGUGUAAAAGUAGAGAAUCAACCGAUUCUGAACUUGUAUCGAAUGAGUUGACUUUAACAGACAUAAAGAAUAUACAUAGCUGUAACAAUAUUGAUGCUAAACUAUGUGCUUCAUUAGGAUCCAUACACAGUGGCAGUGUAACAGACCUCCUAUCUUUCUCCAGAUCUCAGGACUUAUAUAUCAAAGUCACAGAUAACAUUAUUGAAGAUGUAACUAAAAUUAAAGAAGUAAAUGGUUUGUUGAAUGAUCAAAGAUAACACAUGCUUUAUACUUUUGCAUAUGAUAAAUGCAUUGUGCAACAAAAAUGUUGUGCUUUUUUUUGCUUUUUUGUCUGCACCUUAUAUAAUAUUAAUAAAAUUAUGUAACAUUA
This is a messenger RNA of Ruditapes philippinarum (Manila clam), 1782 nucleotides long. RefSeq names its product monocarboxylate transporter 13-like. Bases 185 to 1669 code for a protein of 494 amino acids. Gene Ontology annotation, biological process: monocarboxylic acid transport; transmembrane transport. The transcript is spliced from 5 exons. Lineage: Eukaryota; Metazoa; Mollusca; Bivalvia; Venerida; Veneridae. Gene Ontology annotation, molecular function: monocarboxylic acid transmembrane transporter activity. The record is from RefSeq and is a predicted model, not a curated record.